CGUUUCCACGGCGAGACCACAUCCUUUGAACAUAACACAUAAAAGCAAGGGUGAGAAUCAGGAGGGGUGCACUCGUCAUCACCAGAUCAAACAAGUGGAUAAGAAGAAAUGUUGUCUCUGAAGAGUUUCGGCGCUUUAAUCUCCUCUGUCAUUCUCCUUACUGCCAGCUCAGGCCACAGUUCUGAGAUCAUCAAUGGGAAAGAGGUGCAGCAACACUCUCUGCCUUUCAUGGCUCUGCUAGAGAACGACAAGCCGAUGUGCGGAGGGGUUCUAAUUGAUCCAAAAUGGGUCUUGACCGCUGCACAUUGCAGAGACAUUAAGACGGUGCUGCUGGGGGUUCACUCCAUCAAAGACAAGGCUAAGGAAAAGAAUUUCAGGCAGGUUCGGAAAGUGAAGAAGAGCAUUCCUCAUCCUUGUUUCGAUAAGGAUGAACGGGUCAAUGACCUCAGGUUGCUAAAGCUCGACAAGGCAGUGAAGCUGACCAAGUGGGUCAGUGCUCUCAAGCUAAAUUAUAACGUCAAAGAGCCAACAGCUGGAUCCAGAUGUCUGGUGGCUGGAUGGGGGAAAACCAACAACAGGGUUGAUAAAAUGUCUGACGUCCUGAUGUCUGUCAACGUGACUGUUAUCGACAGAGUGAAAUGCAACUCUCCAGAUUAUUACAACUUUAACCCUGUCAUCACUAAAAGCAUGAUAUGCGCCGGCUCAGACGGCAAAAACGUUGCUGAUUCCUGUCAGGGAGAUUCAGGAGGACCAAUCAUAUGCAACGGAUUUCUGGUUGGAGUCACUUCUUUUGGAGAUAAGUGUGGAGUCAUAAAAAAGCCCGGGGUGUACACUUAUCUCACAGCAAACCUCCUCAACUGGAUCAAGAAGACGACAAAGACAGCUGAAAUAUAAAAAAUGGCUCUUCAAAUGAUCAGCUUAGAGCUGAAAGUGUGCAGUACUCAUGUGAAUGUGUGCAAAUAUUCUCAUUUACUUUGAUCACUUUAGGUACUUCAGGUAACUGUUUUAUUUCUACGUAAGAUUGUUUGUCUCAUGAUCUGCUAAUAAAGAAAUCUGUUGUUCCCUGUAAUUAAAUCGAAACCCCACCUGCCUCUAUGGCACCCUAUCACAUCAUUUAAGGUUAGAACAAAUCCAUAUAAUGUCAUUUUAUUGUAAAAAAUUAAAUAACUUUCAUGAAAUAAAUCUGAUUUAAACAA
This is a messenger RNA of Nothobranchius furzeri (turquoise killifish), 1196 nucleotides long. Its product is annotated as granzyme A. The record is from RefSeq and is a predicted model, not a curated record. Gene Ontology annotation, molecular function: serine-type endopeptidase activity. Gene Ontology annotation, biological process: proteolysis. Lineage: Eukaryota; Metazoa; Chordata; Actinopteri; Cyprinodontiformes; Nothobranchiidae.